CUCACAGUGCAGUUAGAAUUGAUACAUGGCGGAAGAGCUUAAUAACAAAGAAGAAACAAGGAAGCAUCAGAGAGAAUUCAGUUACAGAAUUAUGAAACAGUCCUAAAAUGGAUGGAUAUUUUACAUGAGGGUAAAUAAGUAUCUAAUCUCUGAAAGAUCUGAAAAUCGCUUGAAACCACAUCAUCCAACAACAUAAGUUACCAGUACUAAUUUAAUUGUAUAAUGUGGUUUAAUGUUUAAACCAUGGACAGAGCAGAACGGAUACAAGAUGGUGACUUGUCUUCGAGUGACAGCAAAUGGCAAAUAUUCGUAUCGCCAGCACCCAGAAAUUUAAGAUCAGGUUCAGUUUCUUCAGUGUCCAGCCACCUGUCUAUGAAAAGCAACUGGUCUAAAUAUCAUCCUCUGAACUUCAACGAUGAAGGAGUUCCAUCUGAACACGAUUACAAUUUAAGAUCAGAAUCAGUUUCUCCAGUACCCAGCGACUGCUCUAUGGAUCAUCCUCUGAACUUCAAAGAUGGCAAAAUGCAACCUAGCCGCAGUAAAAUGGCAGAAGGCAGAAUUUUAGUGGAUCAGGAUGAGUUCCUGUGUCCAGUGUGUCUGGAUCUCCUGAAGGAUCCAGUGACCAUUCCCUGUGGACACAGUUACUGUAAGAGCUGUAUUACAGACUGCUGGGAUCAGGAGGAUCAGAAGAGAGUCUACAGCUGCCCUCAGUGCAGACAGACCUUCAGUCCAAGACCUGCUUUAGCUAAAAACACAAUGCUGGCUGAAGUGGUGGAGAAACUGAAGAAGAGAAAACGUUCUGCCUACUGUUACGCUGGAGCUGGAGAUGUGCAGUGUGACGUCUGUACUGGAAGAAAACACAAAGCCGUCAAAUCCUGUCUGGUGUGUCUGGAGUCUUACUGUCAAACUCAUUUUGACCGUCAUGAGGAAUUUCACUCACGUAAGCCACAUAAAGUGACUGAAGCCACUGGACGACUGCAGGAGAUGAUCUGCCAGAAACAUGAUAAACUCCUUGAGGUUUUCUGCCGCACUGAUCAGAAGUGUAUAUGUGUGCUGUGUAUAGAUGAACAUAAAAACCACAACACUGUAUCAGCUGCAGCACAGAGGACAGAGAAACAGCACCAGCUGAAGGAGACACAGAGGUGGUUCCAGCAGAGGAUCCAGCAGAGAGAGAAAGAUCUUCAGCAGCUGAGAGAGGCUGUGAAGUCUCAUAAGGUGAGUCUGGAGAAGAAGAGAACUUUCACCAACAUUGUUCCCAGAACCAGGAACGACUUCCUACAAUAUUCCCAUCAGUUCACUCUGGAUCUGAACACAGUGAAUAAACACCUCCGUCUGUCUGAGAGGAACAGACUGAUUACUUACACUGACACAGAGCUUCAGCCAUAUCCUGAUCAUCCAGACAGAUUUAAUGAGUAUCAGGUGUUGUGUAGAGAGAGUGUGAGUGGACGCUGUUACUGGGAGGUUGAGUGGAGUGGACCUGUGUUUAGAGGUGUGUGUAUAUCAGUGUCAUAUAAGAGAAUCAAGAGGAAGGGACGAGGUUAUGAGUGUUGGUUUGGAUAUAAUGAUCAGUCCUGGAGUUUGAUCUGCUCUUCCUCCAGUUACUCAUUCAUACACAAUAACAUAGAGACUAAACUCCCCGUAAAGCCCAUCAGCAGGAGAAUAGGAGUGUAUGUGGAUCACAGUGCAGGAACUCUGUCCUUCUACAGCGUCUCUGGAGACACAAUGAUCCUCAUCCACACAGUCCAGACCACAUUCACUCAACCGCUCUAUCCUGGGUUUUGGGUUUAUAGAGGAUCAGUGAAACUGUCUUGGUGAAUCAGAAUAGACUGUAGAGAGACUCUACCCAUAAUUCUUUGAGCUCAUGAUAAAUCAGUAACAGUGAGAUGUUAUAGAGUCUCUUAUUUUCUCUUCAUUACAUUAAUACUACAGCUGAACUUCUGUCACUGAAAUAACAUGUCAGAAUAAAUGUAACGCUUUAGAUUACAGCCCGCAAAGCCAUCAGCACUUACACUCCAUUUUCCAGCAUCCCUUUGGUUCCUCACCUGCACUCACUCACCAAUCACCUGCACCUGCAAGUCAUCAACACUCAUCAGCACUCCCUAGCUGUUUCUCAAUGGCCCUGUCCCAAAUGGCACACUCCGGACUUGUGGACUUCCUCAGAGUCCACACUUUGGUGACGUCAUGUAGUGUGCAGACCUAUAGGGCCCUUGGCGCGAGUCCACGAGGGCGCAUUGAGAGGUAUUUUUGGGACAGACUCGAUCGUCACACCGGAAAUAAUGGUCUGGUUGUUUUUUGACAGGAGCUGCAGGUUCGGGGAAUAUGCUGCCUAUUGUUGUUAUUGUUUUUACCAUUUUACCUCUCCAUACAGAGCCGAAUAAAC
Megalobrama amblycephala (Wuchang bream) is the source of this 2380-nucleotide messenger RNA. Its product is annotated as tripartite motif-containing protein 16-like. Bases 244 to 1815 code for a protein of 523 amino acids. NCBI's taxonomy places the organism in Eukaryota, Metazoa, Chordata, Actinopteri, Cypriniformes, Xenocyprididae. The record is from RefSeq and is a predicted model, not a curated record. Gene Ontology annotation, molecular function: protein binding; zinc ion binding. The transcript has 7 exons.